GCUUCGUAAUAUAAGAACUCGAUUUAGAAAGUAGAAAGAAGAAAGAAGAAAGAAGAACUAAUUUCCUAAUUCAAUCUAAAAGCAAACUCCGAUAAUAGCCUGAAGAGAAAAGACUUCUCAAAUCUUUUUCUUCUUCCCAGCUUUUAUAAAAUCACACGAUCUUAGUGUUUUCUUAUCUGAAAAAAAGGAGGAUAUAAUUUUUUAUAUUUUUUUCCCGGGAAAUUGAAACUCCUCCUUCUGUUUCAAGUCCUUUUUUCCUCCACGUUUCUAUCAUUUUUCCCGUUAGAAAGGCGAUCACGAUCUUAGUUCUCUCAGAGAAAGCAUAGAAUCAUUUGCUCAGAUUUUUUUAGUUCAGUUAAAAAGGCGGAGGUGAUUUUCUCGUGAUUUUGGGUCAUUUAUAAAUACACUUUCAAUUUACACGAGAUCUUGCUCAGUUGCUCACAAUCAUCCUUCUAUUCAGAAUUGACAACUGAAUACCUGCUAAAUAAUUCUCAAAGGCUCUUGCAAUCUGAAUUGGCCAUAAUUUUGUUGUGAAUAUACAGUCAGACGAUUUAAAUAGAAUGGGGAUCUUUACACGCAGUAAAGUUAGUAGAAAGCCAAAUGAGAGCAUGAGGCUUAUCAUAACAACAUUUGUUGGAGUAGUGUUUGGUUUCUUGAUAGGAGUAUCUUUCCCAACUCUAUCAUUAACAAAGCUGAAUCUAUCAUCCAGCAUUCUUACUAGCAUUGAUUUCUCAUACACUCAGUACAAAAAUUCAGGCCCCUCAAAUUCAACUCAUGUGCCACCUCCAAUUGGUAAUAAUGGCAGCUCUGCUAAUGUCACGUCAAAGAAGAUUUGGGUCCCAUCAAAUCCUCGAGGUGCAGAAAGACUAGCACCAGGAAUUGUUAGAGCUGAGUCAGACUUAUACUUACGCAGAUUGUGGGGCAAACCUAGUGAGGAUUUGACCAGCACGCCAAAGUAUCUUGUCACAUUUACUGUUGGUUAUAAUCAACGAAUGAAUAUUGAUGCAGCAGUUAAAAAGUUUUCAGGGAAUUUUACUAUCCUUCUAUUUCAUUAUGAUGGUCGAACAACUGAAUGGGAUGAGUUUGAGUGGUCAAAGCAGGCAAUACAUGUGAGUGUUCGGAGGCAAACCAAAUGGUGGUAUGCCAAGCGGUUUUUGCACCCUGACAUCAUCGCACCAUAUGACUACAUAUUUAUCUGGGAUGAAGACUUGGGGGUUGAGCAUUUUAAUGCAGAAGAAUACAUUAAACUGGUGAGGAAGUAUGGGCUGGAGAUUUCACAGCCUGGCCUGGAACCGAAUAAAGGUUUAACCUGGCAAAUGACAAAGAGAAGAGGUGAUCGUGAAGUUCACAAAGAAACAGAGGAGAAACCGGGCUGGUGCAAUCAUCCACAUCUUCCUCCUUGUGCAGCGUUUGUUGAGAUAAUGGCUCCUGUGUUUUCACGAGAUGCAUGGAGAUGUGUAUGGCAUAUGAUUCAGAAUGACUUAGUCCACGGCUGGGGUCUGGAUUUUGCCCUCAGAAAAUGUGUAGAGCCCGCACAUGAGAAGAUUGGAGUUGUAGAUUCUCAGUGGAUUGUUCAUCAAUCUGUUCCCUCUCUUGGGAACCAGGGAGAGGCACAAAAUGGGAAGGCAGCGUGGCAAGGGGUAAGGGAGAGAUGCAAAAAGGAAUGGACUAUAUUUCAAACGCGGUUUUCAAGGGCGGAAAAAGCAUACUUGAAGGAGCUAAAUUCAACAUCUCAUUAACAGAAGAGCAACACUAGAAACCUGACUGUAUACAUUCAUUAUUACUAUUACACCUACUUAGAUUUUUUCUUCUUUUUCUUCUUCACAUAAAAUUUGUAGAAUCCAACAUUAUAUUUGUAACAAUUAUUGACUAAUAAUCACAACUCUUGGGUCCUCAAAUCACAAUAAUAAUAAUAAUAAUAAUAAUUAUUA
Theobroma cacao (cacao) is the source of this 1931-nucleotide messenger RNA. RefSeq names its product lysine ketoglutarate reductase trans-splicing protein (DUF707). Lineage: Eukaryota; Viridiplantae; Streptophyta; Magnoliopsida; Malvales; Malvaceae. The record is from RefSeq and is a predicted model, not a curated record.